UUGGGCAUUCACAAUCUGCAUAAUCCAAGUUGAGGGGGGUGUUCGGAUUUCAAUGGAUUACAAUUAGGAUUGAAAGUCUAUGUUGUAAUUGUAAUUGAAUUAGGAGUCUCCGAACAGAAGCUCUGAUUUUUCACUCUCUCUCUCUCUCUUCUUCUUCUCCCCAGAUCUUCAGCCCUAUUCACUUCUUGAUGACACAUAGAGUUCUAUUAGCAUCGCCAGUGCCAUCUCUUGUUCAUUAUCCCCUUCCACUCGACACCGAACAAUAGUGACAAAACAGUAUCUUUCCUUCCGGAUCAAUUAAUCCUACCGGUUUUCCCCCAUUCUCUCCCUCUCCAUUUCUCUUUCCCUUUUCCCUUCUCCUCCAUCGAGCUAAUCACCGAAAACCACGGUUCGUCGUCCACAGCCUCCUGAAGCACCGAACAAUGGCAACAACUCUCCUCCACCUCCGACCUCUCUCUCUCUCCUCCUUCUUCUUCUUCUCCCUAGAUCUUCGGCCCUUCUCAUUGUCUUCUUGUUGACAAACAGAGUUCUAUCAGCAGCCAUGGUAGUUUCUCUAGGCGUUUGGUUUGCAAAUAAAAAAAAUAUUUGUUCAUUUUUGUAUUUCCAUCACUGGCGUGAAUACCUGAAUCCAUAAUUAACUUGAGGCCAGAUAUCAAUCAUAAGAAAAUUAGAUGAUAGGUAACACAUUUUGAAAAUUUAGAUAUUGCAGAAACAUGUUUGAAAGUUAGGAUACUAAAAUGGAAUUUUUAGUACCUAUCUGUAAUUUACCCUAAUUUUUAACUAUAAGUUUGGAAGGAGAAAAAAAGAGCCUCGUUCAGAUGUUAGCGCUACUUCGGUUGACGGUUGCAUCAGCGCGUUUUGAUGCUCCCGCUAAACUGCUCUCUCCAACGGCUUUUAGAAUCCUCGUUCCCAGGUCACUCAGCGUGAAGCUCACAUGGCUGCACCUUUAUCACUCCGACAAGAGAUUCUCCAAAAUUAUGACAUCAGAAAGAGAUUACACCGUCGAUCAAAAUGUAGCUCGAUCAAAUUGGCUGAUCAACAAGCUCAGCAGGGAAGGGAAAAUCUACGAAGCUCGUCGACUAUUCGACAGAAUGCCCGAACGAGAUGUUAUUACGUGGACGAAUGUUAUUUCUGGGUACAUUAAAUGUGGAAUGAUCAAAGAAGCAAGGAUUUUGUUUGACCACGUGGCUGCCAAGAAGAACGUAGUCACCUGGACGGCGUUGCUCAAUGGGUACUUCCAAUCCAAACAGAUUUUGGAAGCAGAGAAGCUUUUUAGACAGAUGCCCCACAAGAAUGUUAUUUCUUGGAAUACUAUGAUAUCUGGGUAUGCAGAAAAUGGACGAAUGAAUUCUGCUAUUGAGAUAUUUGAGAAAAUGCCUAAGAGGAAUGUUGUUUCUUGGAACACAAUUUUGAAAGCUCUGGCUCAAUCUGGAAGAAUAAAUGAAGCAUUGCAGCUUUUUGAUCGGAUGCCAGAAAGAGAUGUUAUUUCCUGGACAGCCAUGGUCGAUGGUUUAUCAAAAAAUGGGAGGAUUGAUGAAGCACGGUGCAUUUUUGAUAAGAUGCCCGAGCGGAAUGUAGUUUCUUGGAAUGCCAUGCUCACUGGUUAUGCACAGAACUCGAGGCUGAGUGAAGCUGUUGACCUCUUUGAGAGAAUGCCUGAGAGGGAUAUACCAUCAUGGAAUGCAAUUAUUACGGGUUGUAUUCAGAAUGGAGAUCUAAGGAGAGCCCAGAAACUAUUCAAUCAGAUGUCUGAAAGAAACGUUGUUUCUUGGACGACAAUGAUCACAGGAUAUGUCCGGGAUGGACAGAGUGAGGAAGCAUUGAAGAUUUUCUCAAGAAUGCAGGCUGAUGGGAUCAAGCCCAAUCAAGGAACCUUUGUGAGCAUAUUGAGGGCUUGUAGUGAUUUAGCUGGUCUUGGUGAGGGGAAGCAAAUACAUCAGAUUAUAAGCAAAACAAUCUAUCAGAAUGAUGUAUUUGUGGAAUCGGCACUCAUAAGCAUGUACUCUAAAUGUGGGGAGAUAACUAUUGCAGGACAGAUGUUUGACAGGUCAAGCCAAAGAGAUAUUGUUUCCUGGAAUGGAAUGAUUCAGGCCUAUGGAGACCAUGGGUAUGGAAGAGAGGCAAUCUGCUUGUUUGAAGAAAUGCAGAAGUGUGGGUUCAAACCUGAUGAUGUUACGUAUGUUGGGGUGCUAUCUGCCUGUAGCCACUCCGGUUUGGUGGAUGAGGGGUUGAAAUACUUUGGUGAGUUGGUCACAGAUGGAUCCGUUGAAGUGAGAGAAGACCACUAUGCGUGCUUGGUUGAUCUUUGUGGGCGAGCUGGUCGGCUUGAGGAGGCCUUUGAUUUUGUAGAGCGUUCAAGGAUUAAACCAUCAGCUUGCGUAUGGGGGGCUCUUCUUGGAGGCUGUAGUGUUUAUGGGAAUGUGAAAAUAGGGGAAUUAGCAGCAGAGAGGCUUCUAGAGGUGGAGCCUGGGAAUGCAGGAACUUAUCUACUGCUAUCUAACAUAUAUGCUUCUGCUGGAAGAUGGAGAGAAGCGGCAAGAGUGAGAUUGAAGAUGAAGGACAAAGGAUUGAAGAAACAACCUGGGUGUAGUUGGAUUGAGGUGGAUAAUAGAGUCAAUGUAUUUGUAGUUGGUGAUAAAUCUCAUAUUCAAGCUAAAAUUAUUUAUUCUAUACUAAGUAACCUUCACAUGGAAAUGAAGAAAGCUGGUUAUACACCUAAUAAGAAGUUCCAAGUGAAUGAGGAUUUUAUAGUAAUAUGAUUUGAACCUGCAAGCCUUGGGAAGUGGAGCAUGUGGAUUGAAUUUUCCUGAUCAAUGAGUUGUUCUAAUUUGUGGCUUCUUUAUAUUAUGUUAAAUUUUAUUGCACCAUAUGCAUUCGCAUGAGCUUUACUGGUUCUUGUUAAGAUCCUCUAUAUGUUAAGAUUCCGAAUUGGUGCGUUCUUUGCAAGGCUAAUGGUGAAAGAUCCUACCACUUAUUAGUUUCUUGCCCCUUUGCUACUGAUCUUUGGGAAUGGUUUCUUUCCUCUUUUGAUUGCAGGUGGACCCUACCGCCAAACAUUCAUAGCUUGUUUAGCCCCUCAUUCUUUGGUUGGCCAAACAAAAGGGGAAGGAUAAUGUGGAGGUGUGUGAGGGCUGCUGUUUGCUGGACUCUUUGGGAGGAAAGGAACACCAGAAUUUUCUCUGAAGUUAAAAGAAGUAAAGAAUGCCUUAUUGAAGUAGUAGCAGUGAGGGUGGUACAUUAGCUGAAAUCCUUGGACCUGUUUGUUGAUAUUUCUACAGAUAUGUUGCUGAAUAGGUGGCCGGAGGUGGCAAAUUCUGCUCCUGCUCGCUCUUUAGUUUGUCCUGUGUGGUCAUCACCAGGAAGUGGACUUAUAAAGCUAAACUUUGAUGGAAGUAGUGAGGGAAAUCCAGGUCCAUUAGGUGUAGGAGGGGUUUUCAGAGAUGAGGAUGGGAAUGUGCUCGCUUUGUAUUCAGGUUCCAUUGGGUUUGGAGACUCUCUCAAAGCUGAGGUCCAUGCAGUACUAGAGGGUAUAAGGAAAUCUAAAGAACUGAAUAUACAAAAAUUAGUCAUGGAGGGGACUCGAAGCUGGUCUUAAGUUGGUUACAAGAAGGUAGUGGACUUUGGAAAUAUGCUAAUGAGAGGAGGGAGAUUAAGUGGCUAACUAAAGAAUUGGAAAUCAAGUUUCAGUAGGUCAAGAGAACAGCAAAUGCAUUUGCUGAUGCUUUGGAAAAGCAGGGGGUGGGAAGGGAUCAAAUGUUUUGGGCUGUUUUGUAACUUUUUCUCUUUUGUUAUCUUCCUGGAGAGAGUUAAGCUUUGGAGAGCUGUAACUAAAUUCUUUUAAUCUAAUGAAUUCCAGUUAUUGAUCAAAAAAAAAAAAGAAGAAGAUUCAUGUGUAAUUUAUAUAUCUAUACCAUUUGCACCAGUACUGAAUCCUUAAACAGUUUGCUUUUGUUUGUUUGUUUGUUUGUUUGUUUUUUUUUUUUUUUUUUUAAUGAGAAAAGUUUAACCAAAUUUCAUUAAACUAGAAGAGAAGAGGAUGUACAAAACAGGGGAGAACCCCAAAGAGAUUACAAGGGAGGAAUUCUGUCACUGUACAGAUUUUCUAAGCGAGCACCUAGCUUGGCUAAGCCAUCUGCAAUAGGAAUUAACUCCCUCGGGAUCAGAUUUGCAUGUAGACAAUUCAAGGAGUCCCUUGCUUCUGCCAGGCAAUGGAUCACCCUCCAAGGACCCCCUUCCUUAUCUUUUAGCCAUUUGAUGGUAUUUGCUGAGUCCCCUACUAUGGAGAGAUUCUGAAUACCCAAACUUUUUACUAUUCUGAUUCCAGUUAGAGCAGCCAGCACUUCAUCCUUGGUUGAAUCUGUAAAUCCAAUUGGCCCACUGAAAACCCAGCGAGUAUCACCUCUUUCAUCUCUUAAGAUGCCCCCAAUUCCAGCUAAACCUGGAUUACCUGCAGCACUCCCGUCGAAGUGUAAGAUCAUCCCACCAUCCCUGAAUACUACCGGUUGUCUUAUGGGAGUCUGAGUGGAGUGUGGAAGAAAAAGAAUGGUUUGAAUAUUUCUGCUAAGAUCAUCAUUUGAGAGAUCUUGGAACAGCUCUGAAUUAGCCACCCAGAAGUUACAGAGAUAAAUUGUUUUUAUUUUCUGAGGGACUUAUUUUAGAUUCAGUAUUCCUAAUGAUUCAUUAAUUUAUAAAUUGUGUUGUUUUUCAAGUAAAGAUUAAUGGUGUUCCUAUAGUUACACUUAAUUUCUUUAAAUUCAUUAUUUUUUCAGGAUUUCUAUGACUAGAAUAUUCUUGUCCUCUGUGUGUGUGUGUGUGUGUGUGUUUUAGUUUAUAUAUCUGGUGAAGCAAGGAUGUCUUGGAGCUGAUUGUAAUAGGAACCCUUGACAAGUAAAAUCAAUAUUUCUCUAACUGAAACAAGAGAAAAACACUGAUUUCCUGCUUAUAUUACUAUAAAGUGAAAACCUUACUUCCUUGAGUCACACAGAAAGAAUAUAUAUAAAGAGAACCUCUAUCUUUUCUUUCCACUAUAUACCACCUAAAAUAUACAUGCCUCCCUAUUUGUCUAAUAUAAAGAAAACAAACAAGCCUUUUCUCUUGUACCCAACUCUCACUCUCUCUAAACACACACAAAAGCACAUGCACACAUGCAUAGUAAUUUCAGUUCUGUCAAAAUUCUCUCAGUUUUAAAUUCUCUCUGUACUUCAAUACUUAAAUUUCAUGGUACAAACUAAUUUUCUUUUUCUUUGAAUAAUUCAACUAUAUUUUUAUGUUUUGAUUCUCACAUGAUGCUUGUGUUUAUUGCUUAAUAUGAUUUAUGCACUUAUUCAAACUGAAAAAUGUUUCAAGGAAUCACUGAUGAGACUUCUUUUUCUGUGGCUUGACCUGCAUUUAAUCUUGGUAUGCAUUUGGAAUUUUUUGAAUUGAUAUCUCUCAUGGAAUCUUGUUGGGCUGAUGAGUAUGGGAGUGCAGGUAUGAGAAUGACAGUAGUCACUAUGUGCACAAAAUUCCAAAGCUUAUGUCCAUAUCCAGUCCACCCUUCUGAGACCCUGGAUAGCAGGCACCGGCAUUGGCAAACUAGGUCUUCUCAUGUCCAUGAGUAAGCCUGGGCUUGGAGCUUAUUCCUAUUCGACAAGCUUUUGGAUGCAAUGGAAGUCAUGAAUCUACAUCAGCAGAUUGUGGAGUAAGAUUCUAUGUUGGGGCACACUUUAGAUGAUAUUUUGAUGUUUAGCACAAGUUUGUCUGUGUAUCAUACAUAUGGAAAUCAGGCUGCCUCACAAGGAUAUUGGGUGUUUCCUAUACUUCCAUUUUUUACCAGUUCAAGAGAAGAAAAUAUGAAAAGGACAAUAUGAUGGCUGGAGAAACUACUAAAGAUUCCACAGCUUAUGCUUCAAUGCUUGAAUGAGGAUGGGACAUGAUGAAGCAAAAUUAUUACCUUUUGCUAUUAAAUAUUGCAAUUUUAUUGUCACCAAAAUGCGAACUUAAAUGUGGAAAAUACCCACCAUGCUAGUUAUGUGGGACCUAGCAGGAAUUUGGAACUUAUAGUGUCAUUUUCUUGUAAUUCUUCAUGGUCAUUGAUUUUCAUUAAAUUCUUUUAUUUAUUUCAGGCCAUCAUCUU
Molecule: messenger RNA, 6115 nt
Organism: Nelumbo nucifera (sacred lotus)
Lineage: Eukaryota; Viridiplantae; Streptophyta; Magnoliopsida; Proteales; Nelumbonaceae
Product: pentatricopeptide repeat-containing protein At2g35030, mitochondrial-like
Biological process (GO): RNA modification
Molecular function (GO): protein binding; RNA binding
Source: RefSeq, a predicted model, not a curated record